AUGGCAGAUCCUUUCGAGGUUCGGAUGCGCUUCACGCACCAGUUGCAGCAUCUCAAUGCGUCCGUCACUUCUGCUCAGAAGGCCGCUCAGUAUGCGCUCAAGUAUAAAGACAUGGACGAAGAUUUGCACUCUUGCAUCAUCGAACAGCUGGAACGUGGAAAUAACAUGAACACCCGGGCCAACAUCAUGUACUUCAUCGAGCAUUUUCUUGAAAUGGCAAAGAAGGACAACCACAUCGACUAUGUUCGCAUGAUGCAACGUGACAUCAUCCGGGUCGUCGACGCAGUCGCACCGGACGAUGGAUCCGGUGCCGCCAACGUCAAGGUUGUCAGAAGAGUUCUCCAGGGCCUUCAGCAGAAGCAGUUUCUGCAGGCCCAGACAGUCACCGAGAUUGAAGAAGUCCUGAAAGAGCGUGAGACGAGCGCUCGUGAUGCUGGCCUGUCGUCGCCUGUCAACGGAGACGUCGACAUGGGCGAUGCGCCCCCCAGCCAGACGAUUUCAAGUAACAGCAGAGCUCCGCGGGUGGAUAAGCGCCAGAUUGAGCAGCGUAUUGAAGAGGACCGUGAGCGCCACAAGAGAUUGCGCGAGAGCAUCUGGGCCAUUCCAUCGCAACCCAACGCUGAGACUGAUAAGAUCUGGGAGGAGACAAGUGACCUUGGUGAUGACGACCAUAUCCUCGGAGAAGAAGAGCUUGGUGAAUGGCGCCAGGCCAUGGAACACCAGUGUGCGCCUCGUCCGCCAGCUGGUCCUGCCAGCACUCGGAUUACGAAUGGAAAGAAACAGUAG
Messenger RNA from Colletotrichum truncatum, 786 nucleotides. RefSeq names its product ctd kinase subunit gamma. Lineage: Eukaryota; Fungi; Ascomycota; Sordariomycetes; Glomerellales; Glomerellaceae. Gene Ontology annotation, biological process: positive regulation of transcription by RNA polymerase I; positive regulation of DNA-templated transcription, elongation. Gene Ontology annotation, cellular component: CTDK-1 complex. The record is from RefSeq and is a predicted model, not a curated record.